Gasterosteus aculeatus aculeatus (three-spined stickleback) is the source of this 3375-nucleotide messenger RNA. RefSeq names its product WD and tetratricopeptide repeats 1 (gene wdtc1). Gene Ontology annotation, biological process: negative regulation of fatty acid biosynthetic process. Gene Ontology annotation, cellular component: cytoplasm; Cul4-RING E3 ubiquitin ligase complex. The record is from RefSeq and is a predicted model, not a curated record. Gene Ontology annotation, molecular function: protein binding. NCBI's taxonomy places the organism in Eukaryota, Metazoa, Chordata, Actinopteri, Perciformes, Gasterosteidae.
AGGAACGUGAGGAAGUUGCGUGAAGUGCAGCGCUUUGAGGGGGGCAGCGUUCACGUCAGAGGGAAGCUAUCCUGUCAACAAACUGCCACGGAGUGUAAUUUACCGAGUUGGCUAAAUGGACACGUGUUGACAGCAGCCCGUCGAGUCCAAUGAGAGCGCUUAUUCUCGGGGGGGAAAUGGAGUAAAUGUCCCCUGAGCUCUGACCCCCUGGAACAUCCAGACCCAUAUUUAUGUUUUGUGGUGAGGUCAUGACUACUGUCAACAUCACCAGAGAUCUCCUGCAGCGGCAGAUCAGAGACAAGAGAGCGUCCGGCUUCCAAAGGUCUUAUCAUGUGACCGACCCGUUCAUCAAAAGACUUGGACUGGAGGCCGAGCUUCAGGGCCAUACUGGCUGUGUCAACUGUCUGGAAUGGAAUGAAAGAGGAGAUCUACUGGCCUCGGGCUCGGAUGAUCAACAUGCCAUCAUCUGGGAUCCCUUCAGACACACAAAGCUUACAACUAUGCACACGGGUCAUGCAGCAAAUAUAUUCUCUGUAAAGUUCCUCCCUCACUCGGGGGACAGAAUUUUGAUAACGGGGGCGGCCGACACAAAGGUCCAUGUGCACGACCUGACGGUGAAGGAAACCAUCCAUAUGUUUUCUGAUCACACGAACAGAGUGAAACGCAUUGCUACAGCACCCAUGUGGCCCAACACCUUCUGGAGCGCUGCGGAGGACGGCAUCAUCAGACAAUAUGACCUGAGAGAGAGCAGCAAGCGCUCCGAGGUGCUGAUUGAUCUGACGGAGUUCUGCGGUCAGCUGGUUGAGGCCAAGUGUCUCGCUGUCAACCCACGGGACAACAACUACCUGGCGGUGGGAGCCAACGGGCCUUUUGUUCGCCUCUACGACAUCAGGAUGAUUAACAACUACAGAAAAUCCGUAGGUCAGAGCACAUCAGCAGCUGUGCACACAUUCUGUGACCGGCAGAAGCCGAUUCCAGACGAAGCUGGGCAGUAUUAUGUUGCAGGGCACCUGCCAGUCAAACUCCCGGACUACAAUAACCGCCUGAGGGUUUUGGUGGCCACCUACGUCACCUUCAGCCCCGACGGCACUGAGCUGCUUGUUAACAUGGGGGGUGAACAGGUCUAUCUAUUUGACUUGACAUUCAAACAGAGGCCAUACACCUUCUUACUUCCCAAAAAGUGCCAGUCAUCAACAGGAGAUGUACAGAAUGGAAAGACUACAAACGGCGCUUCAAACGGAAUUGUCUUGCCAUCCAGCCAUAUUCGAAUUGAAAGCAAGAUGCGUUUAAGUUCUACUGAGCUCCCCGCUCAUUUGGAGAAGAUCAAGCAACAAGCUAACGAUGCAUUUGCACGGCAGCAGUGGACCCAAGCUAUUCAACUGUACAGUUUGGGCAUUCAUCGGGCCAGCUGCAACGCCAUGCUGUAUGGGAACCGGGCCGCGGCAUACAUGAAGCGCAAGUGGGACGGAGACCACUAUGACGCCCUGCGGGACUGCCUUAAGGCUCUGACUCUGAAUCCUGCUCAUCUGAAGGCUCAUUUCAGGCUGGCACGCUGUCUGUUUGAGCUGAAGUAUGUGUCAGAAGCUCUAGAGUGCCUCGAUGAUUUCAAAGGAAAGUUUCCAGAGCAGGCGCAAAGUAGUGCGUGCGAUUGCUUGGAUAAAGAUAUCAAGGCUGCUCUCUUCACCAAGGCAGAAACAGCAGAAGAUAAGAAAGCCAACAGCUCCAUUCGGUUCCACUCCUUCAAUCGUAAGGAGUCGAUCCCUGAAGACGAGUUGGUGCUGAGGGAGCGCAGCUUUGACUACAAGCACAGAUACUGUGGCCAUUGCAACACCACCACGGAUAUCAAAGAGGCCAACUUCUUUGGAAGCAAAGGCCAGUACAUUGUCAGCGGCUCAGACGACGGCUCCUUCUUCAUAUGGGAAAAGGAGACCACCAACCUGGUGAGGAUCCUGCAGGGGGACGAGUCCAUAGUCAACUGCCUGCAGCCGCACCCCAACUCCUGCUUCCUAGCUACUAGUGGGAUCGACCCUGUGGUUCGAUUAUGGAGCCCCAGACCAGAGACAGAGACUGAGAACGGGCGAGUGGUGGAGGACAUGGAUAGCGCGGCUCAGGCCAACCAGCGGCGCAUGAACGCGGACCCCCUGGAGGUGAUGCUGCUCAACAUGGGCUACCGCAUCACGGGCCUGCGUGGCGUCGGCCCCGACGGCUCCGAUGACGAAGACAGCUCGGAGGGACAAGUGCAGUGUCGGCCGAGCUAAACGAACUUCCCACCGUUCUGGAGAAUGGAUGUAGGAACCGAAGCUCUCUCCCAGCUCCUGUUUGAAGCUUCACCCCACCUCCCCCCUCCCUCACUCCUCCCCAAUCUGACAGAAACAUUGAGUGAAUGUCACAUGUCUGCACUAUAGUUUGCCCCCCCCCAUGUCCAAAGAGGGGACUGGUUGAGACCGCUUUGAGGAGGGGACGCCCAUCCCGCCCUCAUCAAAGCAAAAAACCUCAGCCUCUCCCUCCAAAGGGGGGCGGUGGGGGGACGUGGACAUCUCACGAAGAGGGAGGAGGAGUUUGGCGCUUAUGUGGAGAAACACUAACCUCGCCUGCGCUUGUACGACCUGUUUUCAGGUCACCGUGGCCACACAGUGGCCGGAUCCUCCGCGGAGGAUCGGAUCACAGACUAGAAGACAGGGCUUUUGUUGCAUCUCCUGUCAGCUCUACAGUUGGAGCUUCGAGUCUUACUGCCCACUCAUUUCAGAAAGGCCGCACACACCCAAGUCGUUAAUUCCGAGGUUGACUUGGUCGUGUUUUCAGUGUUUAUGUUUCAGAGUUUUGAUCACAGGAAGCCUAGAUUUAAUUGUUGCUCCAAUGUAAUGUAUUUAUGAGCCCGAUCUAGUUGAUAUCUGUCAAAAAAAAAAGUGGUUUCUUCUGCCAAAGUCUUCAAUGAUUAAUGUGUACUUUGUUUCAUUGAAACAAUUCUACCACUUGUACUCCUUUUUGGUCAACAGAUUUUGCUACAUGAGAUUGUUCAACAAUAUAUCUAAAGAGGAAAAAAAAUUCAAUACAUUUUGGGGUUAUAUUUUUCAUUGACUGCAUGUUGUUAGGCAAAUUUUCAUUUGGGGUAUUUGGCAACGGGGAGUUAAAUAUUUGAAGGCUAAAUAUCUGCAUUGCUUGGGAUUUUGGCAAAAGAGGACACAACCAUCCAAUCUGUUGCAACAGUUAAUUCCCCCCAAAACAGUUGAAUAUGAAUUAAAGGGUCCUCAAUCACCUGCAACACUCGCUUCCAUAGGUUUUCUUUUCUUUUUUUUAUUAUUUAGAUGCUCUUAUUUUCUCUUAAGAUAACCUUUGUUGCAAACAAAGUAAAGAAUAAAACUAUUGAACACCUUG